AUGCAGAGCUUGAACAGAACCGUUGUGGUUACACAGUUCGUCCUCGUCGGCUUCUCCAGCCUUGGGGACCUCCAGCUCCUGCUUUUUGUCACCUUCCUUCUCCUCUACUUAACAAUCCUGGUGGCCAAUGCCACCAUCAUGGUUGUUAUUCGCGUCAGUCGGUCUCUACACACUCCCAUGUAUGGUUUUCUCUUCAUCCUCUCUUUCUCUGAAUCCUGCUACACAUUCGUCAUUAUCCCUCAGCUGCUGGUCCAUCUACUGUCAGCCACCAAGAUGAUCUCGUUUGUGGCCUGUGCAACCCAGCUUUUCUUCUUUCUUGGCUUUGCCUGUACAAACUGCUUUCUCAUUGCCGUGAUGGGAUAUGAUCGCUAUGUCGCAAUUUGUCACCCUUUGAGGUACAUGAUCAUCAUGAACAAAAGGCUAGGAUUGGGCAUGGUUUCUCUAUCAGGAGUCACAGGUUUCUGUAUUGCUUUGGUGGCCACUAACCUCAUCUGUGACAUGCCUUUUUGUGGCCCCAACAGGGUCAAUCAUUACUUCUGUGACAUGGCACCUGUUAUCAAACUAGCCUGCACGGACACUCAUGUAAAAGAGCUGGCUCUAUUCAGCCUCAGCAUCCUGGUGAUCAUGGUGCCUUUUCUGUUAAUUCUCAUAUCCUAUGGCUUCAUAGGGAACACCAUCCUAAAGAUUCCCUCAGCUGAGGGCAAAAGGAAGGCGUUUGCCACCUGCGCCUCCCACCUCACUGUGGUCUUUGUCCACUACGGCUGCGCAUCGAUCAUCUACCUUCGGCCCAAGUCCAAGUCUGCCUCUGACAAGGACCACUUGGUGGCAGUGACUUACACAGUGGUUACUCCCCUACUCAAUCCUCUUGUCUACAGCCUGAGGAAUCAGGAGGUAAAGACUGCACUGAAAAGAGUUAUGGGAAUGCCUAUAGCUACCAAGAUGAGCUAA
Messenger RNA from Chinchilla lanigera (long-tailed chinchilla), 948 nucleotides. Its product is annotated as olfactory receptor 10T2. Lineage: Eukaryota; Metazoa; Chordata; Mammalia; Rodentia; Chinchillidae. The transcript has a single exon. The record is from RefSeq and is a predicted model, not a curated record. Gene Ontology annotation, biological process: G protein-coupled receptor signaling pathway. Gene Ontology annotation, cellular component: membrane. Gene Ontology annotation, molecular function: olfactory receptor activity; G protein-coupled receptor activity. Bases 1 to 948 code for a protein of 315 amino acids.